AUGUUUCUUACGAGGAGCGAGUACGAUCGGGGGGUGAGCACGUUCUCACCCGAGGGGCGGCUGUUUCAAGUGGAGUACGCGAUCGAGGCCAUCAAGCUGGGGUCAACAGCGGUGGGCAUUCAGACCAAGGAGGGCGUGGUGCUGGCAGUGGAGAAGAGAAUAACGUCGCCGCUCCUGGAGCCGCGCAGUGUGGAGAAGAUAAUGGAGGUGGAUUCACACAUUGGAGCCGCCAUGAGUGGCCUCACAGCCGAUGCGCGCACUCUCAUCCACCACGGCCGCAUCCAGACUCAGUCGCACCGCUUCUCGUACAACGAGCCCAUGCUGGUGGAGUCAUGCACCCAGGCCCUCUGCGACCUGUCUCUGAAGUUUGGAGAGGGGGGAGACGACAGCAUGAGCCGUCCAUUCGGAGUGGCUCUGCUGAUCGCUGGAGUCGACAAAUACGGGCCUUGCCUGUACCACACGGACCCAUCAGGCACGUUCGUACGUUACGACGCCAAGGCCAUUGGGGCUGGCACUGAGGGGGCUCAGGCGAACCUGCAGGACAGCUACAACAAGGACAUGACUCUGGAAGAGGCAGAGACGCUUGCACUGUCUACUCUCAAGCAAGUCAUGGAAGAGAAGCCGCUUGUGAAGAUGGUAUCGAAGAAAUCCGGAGGGAAUAACCUGCGGGAGCUACUAGGAUGCUCUCCUUGUGCUGCUCUCCCUGUGCUGCUCUCCCUGUGCUGCUCUCCCUGUGCUGCUCUCCCUGUGCUGCUCUCCCUGUGCUGCUCUCCCUGUGCUGCUCUCCCUGUGCUGCUCUCCCUGUGCUGUCCUCCCUGUGCUGCUCUCCCUGUGCUGCUCUCCCUGUGCUGCUCUCCCUGUGCUGCUCUCCCUGUGCUGCUCUCCCUGUGCUGCUCUCCCUGUGCUGCUCUCCCUGUGCUGUCCUCCCUGUGCUGCUCUCCCAGUGCUGCUCUCCCUGUGCUGCUCUCCCUGUGCUGCUCUCCCUGUGCUGCUCUCCCUCUGCUGCUCUCCCUGUGCUGCUCUCCCUCUGCUGCUCUCCCUCUGCUGCUCUCCCUCUGCUGCUCUCCCUGUGCUGCUCUCCCUGUGCUGCUUUCCCUGUGCUGCUCUCCCUGUGCUGCUCUCCCUGUGCUUCUCUCCCUGUGCUGCUCUCCCUGUGCUGCUCUCCCUGUGCUGCUCUCCCUGUGCUGCUCUCCCUCUGCUGCUCUCCCUGUGCUGCUUCGGAGUUUGAUACGUCACUCAGCCUCUCUCCCUCCACCCUUGCCUGCGCCACUCUCCCCAUCCCGCCUCUGCCAUUGGCAGGAUCUGGGAUACGCGCAACUGGCGCACAUGCCUCCAAUCAACGGCCUCUACGGCAGCUUCAUCCCUCCAUCCCUCUACGCCAUAUUCGGCACAUCCCGUCACAUGGCCAUAGCACCAGUCGCCAUCGUCUCCCUCCUCAUGGGAGAACUCCUCUCCUCGCACUACAGCCCCGAGUCUCAGCCCACACAAUACCUCCACCUUGCCUUCACAUCGACCUUUUUUGCGGGGGUGGUUCAGUUGGCAAUGGGGCUGCUGCGCCUGGGGUUUGUGGUGGAUUUGCUGUGCCACCCGGUGGUUGUGGGGUUCAUGGGGGGAGCGGCGGUCACGAUCGGGCUGCAGCAGCUGAAGGGGUUGCUUGGGUAUGCGACCUUCACGACAAAAGCGAACGUGCAGUCGGUGCUGGGAUAUGUCUUCAGCAACACGUAUCUGUUCAACUGGCGGGCGUUUGUCAUCGGCAUGGCCGUGCUUCUCUUUCUCCUCUCUCUCCGCUUUCUGGCACACCGCUUCAAGCCCCACCCGAGGCUCGGCAGGCCCCUCUUCUACCUCAACUGCUUCGGCCCGAUCCUCGCAGUCACCGCCACCUCCCUCGCCGUCUUCCUCCUGGGCGGUGGAAACAAACCCCCCUACAGCAUCCCCACCGUCAAACCCCUGCCAGCUGGCGUCGCCUCAUUCGGCUCGCUGACUCAGCUCCAGCUGUCGGGGCCUGAUUGCGCGGCCGCCGCGUCCAUAGGGAUUGUCGCCGCGCUGAUCGCUCUGGCAGAAGCGACAGCGAUCGCGAGGAUGUUUGCAACGUUAGAGGGUUACAAAAUGGAUGGUAACCGCGAGAUGAUCGCUCUCGGCAUGGCGAAUAUCGGCGGCUCCUUUUCCUCGACUUACGUGGUUACCGGGUCGUUCUCGAGAUCCGCUGUCAAUUACAAUUCCGGCGGGAAAACCGCGCUGACCAACGUGAUUAUGUCGGCGCUCGUUUUAAUCACGAUCGCCGCAGUUACGCCCGCGUUUCAGUACCUCCCUACAGCCACCCUCUCUGCAAUCAUCAUAGUUGCUGUUGCGGGAUUGGUGGAUUUUACAGCCAUGGCUGUUAUCUUAAGAACCGACAAGGUCGAUUUUCUCAUCACUCUAGGGACUGCCUUGGGGAUUCUCUUUGUCUCCAUGGAAAUCGGACUCCUUAUAGGCGUCCUCGUUUCUAUGCUCAAGUUCUUCGUGCUGGUGGCGCGGCCGAAGCUGCCGACUCUGGGGCUUAUAAAGGGUACGGGGGUGUACAGAAGUGUGGAGCAGUAUGGGGAUGCGGAGGAGGUAGAGGGGGUGUGGGUGAUGAGGGUGGAUGGACCGCUGCUCUUUCCCUCUGCGAGCUAUGUGCGGCAGCGGGUGUUGAGAGCGGUGGAGAGGAGUGCGCGUGGUGACGAGAAGAGAAUCACG
Closterium sp. Yama58-4 is the source of this 2715-nucleotide messenger RNA. The record is from the annotation of a GenBank genome assembly. NCBI's taxonomy places the organism in Eukaryota, Viridiplantae, Streptophyta, Zygnematophyceae, Desmidiales, Closteriaceae.